AUGAACGAAUUUCGAGCCUUGAUGAGCCAACAUCAACGAAAAGGCCUUAAAAAUCGGGACUUCAUCCCGCAAUUGCUUUUCAAUUCGGCGGUGACAAAGGCGGUAAUCCGCGACGGCGUAUCGACCGUCCCUGACUAUGUAUACCAGGCGAAGACUCUUGCGGAUACAAUCGCCUCUACUGGCAAAAAGGUCUUUGGCAUUCUACUCUUGAACGACCAGAUGGACCUGCUUCUCAAGUUCGUCGAGGCCGAUUACCUAGACGCAAAGCUUCCCUUUUCAGUCGCUAGCCUCACUAAAGUUGUUGGCCUCUCCGAUGACGAAGCGGGCCUAUUUGAGCAGGCACAGUGGGGGCUGAUUUCGCCUACUUUCCGUCUUUGUCAGAAAAAGUUCGUUCUCGAUAAGUUUGCCGGAGAAGAGAACAAUCUCGAUAAGGAUCAGGUUGAGGAAGACUACUUGAAAGAGUUGCAUAACUUUUCCAUUCUCAAUCACUUGAAGCACCCCAAUAUAAUCGAGCUUCUGGCCUCUUAUACUUUGAACGGCAAACAUAACCUUCUCUUCCCGUUAGCUAAAGACGGUACUCUCCAAAAGCUGCUAAAAACUGAGCGGGAGAAAACGCCCUUCACUUCCGAUGCCACCCUCUUGAUCGCGCUUGCGGGGUUGGCGUCUGCAGUAGAGCAUGUGCACCACUUCGCGGCCGAGAGACUGGAGCUCAAGCUGAUGGGAUGCCAUCAUGACCUCCGGCCUCGUAACAUUCUCGUUUCAGGAUCAACUCUAAUUCUUGCCGACUUUGGACUUUCAAACUUCAUCGAGGUUUCCGAUGAUCCAGAGCCGCUAGUGUACACUGCCAAAACUCGAGAUCCUGAAGACAUGUUCAAGUUACCUAAAGGCACUCCUCCGUACAAGACCAUGGACCUGUUUGACUCGAUUAUAGACUGCCUGAAGCGUCUUCGGAGCGAUCUCGAACGUAGGUUGUCUGAAACGGAAACACGCGAGCACCUUGACUUUUCCGGCCUGAUACAUCUGAAUGAUGAGCUCGAGUCCUUCCUCAGCGUGGAACAGAAUAACGCAUCGCGCCGUUACUUCAACAUUCGGAUAAUGGAUGACAGCGAACAGGCUUCUACACAGUGGGAGAGCGGGGGCACUAGUGGCUCUAUCAGUCGUGAUAUUCGCAAGAGACGAGCUAUCAAGAAUAUGAAUCGUCAAAUUGACAAGAGUCAUACGUCCAAGUCCAAGAAAUUACUAGUCAAUUCCGAAGACGUGAAGCUGGUGCGCCAGGUAAAUCACCACGAUCUUGGUCGCCUCUUGGCAGACUCAGCGGAGUCCCAAAUAUGGAUCGAGUGGCGCAAGUAUGAAAAGUCCGGCACGGACGGGGCCCUCACUGAAAAGCUGCAACAGCGGACCGCCGCGGUGGCCGAAUUUCUAGCGGAACCAAAGCCCGAAAGCUUCCGAACGCUCAAGUGCCGUGGCUACUUUCACGAGCCUCGAAGGACAUCAUUCGGCCUCAUCUUUGAGCUCCCGGAAGGCAGAAAUGCCGACCGCUUGAGUAACCUAAACCAAGAGAUUCUCCGUACAUGUAGCUCUAAAACAAUAGCCGAUCGACCUGACCUCGACGACAGAUACAAGCUCGCCUCGUCUCUCGCAGCGACGGUCCUUAAUCUUCACACUGCGGGAUGGCUGCACAAAAGCUUGAUGCCAUCCAAUAUUGUCUUUUUCCCUAAUGCCAGCGAGCGCUCGGGGGCAUUGGUGAGGAACCAUUUCUGGUUGGGUUUAAUCACGGUCGGCCGGGAGACCCAUCCACCUUCACGACGGGAAUAUCUGAUGACGGCGCGAGAGAUCACCUCCAUCCCAGAUAUCUAA
Molecule: messenger RNA, 1857 nt
Organism: Parascedosporium putredinis
Lineage: Eukaryota; Fungi; Ascomycota; Sordariomycetes; Microascales; Microascaceae
Source: the annotation of a GenBank genome assembly